ACAAAUAAAACCCUUGACAACUAAAAAAGAUCAACACAUGGGAGACAAUCGAUAAUCCCAACCAACAAAUCAAAGGUGAUGCAAAUGGCCUCGGGAAUGCCAACAAAAGAUAGUGACAUUAUCUUUUCAACUACAUCACACAUGAGCUAGCCCGUAAAGUUUGGCUAGCAUCUCUCUACCAUGUCGCUGUUUAAUCGGCUACCACGCCUACGAAGGAGAGGAGGAUGGUUACAGUCGCCGUUCCUUUGGGUCCUCGGCGUUGCGUGUAUUCUCGAGAUCACCAUUCACGCCUCCCACUACCGCGUGCCCGUACCGCCUCGCGAGUUCGAUACUCCCUUCUAUGCCUCCUGCCAGGAGCCUCCGAGCACUCCUCCAGACUCGCCUCGCGAGAAUGCCGCCAUCGUUAUGCUGGCCCGCAACCAGGAGGCCGAGAAAGCUGCGAGAUCCGUCCGCAGCAUCGAGCAACGCUUUAACCGCUGGUUCCGAUACCCUAUCGUAUUCCUUAACGACGAGCCCUGGAGCGACGAAUUCAUACAAACCAUCAACGCUUCUACGAGUGCUCCGACCUUCUUCGAAAUAGUACCCAAGGAACAAUGGACUUUUCCGUCGUGGAUGGACCAGGACGCCGCCCGCGCGAGUAUAAAGGAUCAGGGUGACCGUGGUAUUUUAUACGCGGGAAAAGAGACCUAUCAUCACAUGUGCCGGUUCUUUUCUGGGAACUUCUAUCAAGUCGAGGCACUAAAGAAAUACAAAUGGUACUGGCGAUUAGAACCCGACGUCGAGUUCUCAUGCUCUAUUACCUACGAUCCCUUCGUCGAAAUGGCUCGCCACAACAAAGUAUAUGGUUUCACGAUAUCGCUCUGGGAGGAAAAGCGCACGUGUCCUAGUCUCUUUAGGGAAGUAUCGGACUGGAAGGAACUGAAGGGUAUCCCUAGCACCAACCUCUGGAAAGCGAGUGUUGAUGCGUCUUGGGUUCCCUGGCCUUUCCGUAGCCUACUCGGCUGGUUUUCACACCGCGAUAGCUCGGGUGACGGAUGGAAUCUUUGUCAUUACUGGAGCAAUUUUGAGAUCGCAGACCUUGACUUCUUUCGUGGCUCUAAGUAUCAGGACCUUUAUAAGCACUUGGAACACACCGGCGGCUUCUAUUUCGAAAGGUGGGGUGAUGCCGCAGUCCACUCACUCGCCGUGAACAUGUUGGCAGAGCCGCAUCAGGUUCAUCAUUUCGCCGAUAUUGGAUACCGACACGAUUGGUAUUACCAGUGCCCCGCAAACUCGCCCGGUGGCCAACUACCCGAGUCGCAAGCACUCAACGAGGUCCAAAGUAAAUGGGCUGAAGAAAUCCCCGGUGGUGUGGGUUGCCGUUGUGACUGCGACGGCCGCCGGAAUAGAAACCAUGCCAGCUAUUGCCUGAACAAGAUGAAGGCGCCUAAUACUGCUCAUCGUCCCUGGUCUACAUGGCUACUUAGCUUCAUCUUUUGAAAUAUAUACCCUCUGCUAAUGUUAGUAGAAAUUUAUUACGGCAUAGAGAUACCCUUUGAUGAAGAACUGCCGCCUCCAGUUAGUCACUAUCAGACUCUCGCGAUUAUACUUAUAGCGAGACAGCAUGUCUUUAAGGCUUUCUAAAACGCGAAGUCGUUGCAGGCGUAGUCCGCCCCGCGACGAGCAUUACGGGGCGACGAAUUAGCCUUUUAGUUAGGAUAUGUUAACAAACUAGACAAAGAUAUUGGUUUAAUGAAACUAUAUUUCUUAGAAGUCUUAUAGUUCGGCUUAGAGUUGAAUCGGCAAGAUAUCAUAUACACGAGAUAGACAAGCGCGAUCUACACCAGGGGUUGAGAGAAGACAUUACAAUGAUACCAAGGUGGAUGACUAUAUCAAGUCUAUAAUGCAGCGUAUAAUAUAAAGAAAUAACAAAUCUGAC
This is a messenger RNA of Daldinia loculata, 1918 nucleotides long. Its product is annotated as glycosyltransferase family 15 protein. Gene Ontology annotation, molecular function: alpha-1,2-mannosyltransferase activity. Gene Ontology annotation, biological process: cell wall mannoprotein biosynthetic process; protein N-linked glycosylation. Gene Ontology annotation, cellular component: Golgi apparatus; membrane. The record is from RefSeq and is a predicted model, not a curated record. The transcript has 3 exons. NCBI's taxonomy places the organism in Eukaryota, Fungi, Ascomycota, Sordariomycetes, Xylariales, Hypoxylaceae. The coding region runs from base 181 to 1479 and encodes 432 amino acids.